AUGGACCGUCGAAUCUACGUCCUAGCUCACAAUGGACGUCAGCCAAUCAAGGCGAAGCACUACGAGCCAAUCCACGUACGAGUUCACAAUGGAACUCAACCAAUCCACGUACGAGUUCACAAUGGAGCUCAACCAAUCCACGUACGAGCUCACAAUGGAGCUCAACCAAUCUACGUACGAGCUCACAAUGGAGCUCAGCCAAUCAAGAUGAGCUUCAAACCAAAUAGCCAUAAAGCCCUGGGAGAUGAGGAGUGGAUGGCAAGACUUAGGGCAUUUGCCAGCGAUGGGGUUUGGCCGUCAAAUGCAGGGAAUAGACCUGCCCCGAGGCAGAAGAAGUGGCAUGCUCUCUAUCAGAAGCCCAACUUGGUUGCUCGGAAACCACCGGGCCCCUCUCUGCCCUCUCUGAGGACCCCUAGCCUGGCUUCAUCAUCCACAACACCGACACACAUCUGCCAGACAGUUUCACCUGAGGAGCCUGCAGCGUGUGUGCAACAGUCAGAUGCAGCUGGUGAUGCAGGACCUGGCUGGUUGCCGAGUGAGAUGAGGAAGACCAUUCCUGUAAAGGACCAGAGAUGGAUGGGAAAUACCCUCUUUCAUGCCGGCAAAGUGCGCCCAGAUUUCAAGUUGUGGUAUGAGCCUCCUGUACCAGCCCUCAUCUACCACCAGGUACCAACACCCGAUCGUUUUGUUACCCACCGGCUUCUGGUGUGGAUGCCCUAUCAUCAGUGGAAAGUUAGGGUGUUCUGCCAAGCUUGUGGGAAGCAUCUUACGAGGGCUGGUGUUCCACAACAUGCUCCUGCUCUGUCUCCCACUAAAGCACCCCGAAAACUGACCCGCAAGGUUUUGCACAAUACAUGCAAAAAAUGUGGGCAGUUUAGAAUUGCUGAGACAGGACACAGCCAGUAUAGAGGACAUAUUUACUGUCCCUCCAAUGAAAGCAUGACAAAGGAGCUUUGGCUAUAACACAUUAAAAAGCAAAAAUAAAUGUGAAUCUGUUUCCUCUUUGUCUUGUUUUA
This is a messenger RNA of Girardinichthys multiradiatus, 1016 nucleotides long. RefSeq lists its product as uncharacterized. The record is from RefSeq and is a predicted model, not a curated record. The transcript is spliced from 5 exons. Lineage: Eukaryota; Metazoa; Chordata; Actinopteri; Cyprinodontiformes; Goodeidae. The coding region runs from base 1 to 963 and encodes 320 amino acids.